AUGGCGAUGCGAUCGCUCAAUUUAGUUCUAGCUCUUAUAAAGAUUUUUGUCUUGCUAUAUUGCACAUUCGGCUUGAAAAAGAAGUCAUUUGUGAGCAAAUCAUUUUGUUAUUCCUUAUACCCAGAAAUUCAGACAACAUAUGAAGUCGAAUGGCACAUACAUGGCUCUUUAUGGAUCUACAAGCAAUGUCAUGCGUUGCACAUGAAACCGAACGGUACUUUCAAGCUACUUAUGAUCUUAGCUGGUGAUGUUGAAUUGAAUCCUGGCCCAGCCUUGACAUGUACCAGUUAUUUAAAGCAAAUCAGGCGAAAUCAACUAAAGGGAACUUGUCAAAACUGUAAGCAAUGCUUCCAUAUAAAAUGUUUAAAAGAGAAUGUCAACGACACUGUGUUCUGUAGUACAUGCUACAUUCGACCGACUGAACCGAUUGAAGAGACCAGACAUGAUGAUCGGAAAAAUGAUUGCUAUGAUAACUUACGAUCGUAUAUUGCUAAAACUGGUCUUAAAAUACUGCACCAAAAUGUGAAUGGCCUUCUCUCGAAGAUUGAUAUGAUACGGGAAAUGUUUGACAGUCUCAAUAACAUUAUUCAUGUUUUGGGUGUAACAGAGAGUAAGUUAAAUUCAACGGUUUUGGAUGCCGAAGUUCGAAUUAAUGGAUAUGUAUGUAUACGACAUGAUCGCACUUCAGUAGCAGGAGGCGGGGUGAUGGCUUUCGUUCGUGAUGACAUUAAUUUUCAACGACGAACAGAUCUUGAAAAUCAGUCGAUAGCAGCAGUUUGGCUUGGACUAUUUGUAAAAUACUCAAAGUCAAUCCUUGUCUGUUUUACAUAUCGACCUCCAAACUCAUCAGAGCAUCUAAAUAAGAAUUUUAAUGAGGCAUUUAACGAAAUGGUAAUGACCGCCUUACAAGACAACAAAGAGAUUAUUCUCUUAGGUGACUUAAAUUGUGAUUACUCUAAACCAACGGACAAUAGUUGCCUGAAAGGUAUUAUGAAGAUAAACGGUCUUAAAUGAUAACACAACCGACUAGGACUACGAUGACAACAAGCUCAUUAAUUGAUAUUGUAUUAAACAACACAUGUCAGGAACAUUCUCCAAUCUUUUGUUUGUAAUAGUGGUCUUAGUGACCACUUAGUGACGGGUUAAUAAGGAAAAUGAACUGUACUAAAUAUGCACCAAGGAAAUUAUUUGCCCGCAAUUGGGAUAACGUGACCAGAAUUGGGAUAACGUGACAAGAAAUAAUGAUUUAAAUACUGCAUGGGAUGGAUUUAAAACCAUCAUUACAAAUAUAAUCAACAAACUUGCUCUACUAGACGAAAGAACUGUUCGUGGUAAAGAUUGCCCAUGGCUCACCAGAGAAAUCAAACAAAAGAUGUAUGAACGUGACUACCAGCUUCGAAAGGCAAAACGAACAAAAAAUCCUGAAGACUGGAGUCAUUACCUAAGAUUAGGGAAUCUAACAACCUAUGCAAUACGUAAGGGAAAAGCUAAUUAUGAGAGAUCCGUUUUCAACGAAAACGAAUUAGAUCCUAAGAAUUUUUCGAAACAAAUCACGAAAUGUUAUCCAGUCAAAAAUAAAUCAACAUCAAGUACUUCGUUUAAAGUAGAAAACGAAGUAAUAACGGACAAAAGCAAAAUAUCGAAUGCCUUCUGUGACUUUUUCAGCAACAUACCUUCGCUGAUGAAAACCACAACGUGUAAUUUCAUGAAUUCUGCAUGGCAGUAUAAUGAUAUGGAUGGAUUAUCAAGAAAAAUAAACCCAAGUAACCAUGAAUUUUACUUUACAGAAGUUCGUUACCAGGAAGUGCUUAGAAUCCUAGAAUCCCUAAACCCGUACAAACCUGCCGGUGUUGAUAAUAUUCCACCCAAAGUUGUCAAGGAUGCAGCCACGGAGAUUGCGAAACCGCUAGUAAUCUUGGCAAAUCGUAGUCUCCAAUGUGGUCAGUUCCCCAGUGCCGAAAAGAUUGCGAGAAUAACCCCAGUUUAUAAAUCUGGCGAGAAAACUCUGCUUGACAACUACCGACCUAUAUCCACACCGACGGUGUUUUCGAAGGUUUUAGAGAAACUCGUAUAUUAUCGAAUCUCAUGGUAUUUGGAGGAACAUAAUCUUUUUAACAACUAUCAGUAUGGUUUCCGUCAGAAUCGAUCAACGAAACAUGCUAUUACGAUCUUGAUAGAUGACGUAAGAACCGGUAUGGAUCAAGGUCAAUUGACUGGCCCAGUCUUUAUGGAUCUGCGUAAAGCUUUUGACACGGUAAACCAUGGUCGUCUUCUGGACAAACUACCAGCCUAUGGUAUUAAAGAUAUAGAAAUGAAAUGGCUUAUAAGUUACCUGUUUGCACGAGCCCAAGUUGUAAAUUUCAAAGGAACGCUCUCAGAUAAAAAAAAACCAUUACUCACGGAGUACCGCAGUGCUCCAUUCUAG
Paramuricea clavata is the source of this 2425-nucleotide messenger RNA. NCBI's taxonomy places the organism in Eukaryota, Metazoa, Cnidaria, Anthozoa, Malacalcyonacea, Plexauridae. The record is from the annotation of a GenBank genome assembly.